UAAGGAGUAUAAUUAAUGACCUCACCAUAACUAAAAAGAGCCUAUAUAUAAUACAAACUUGUGUAUCUAGCUCUCCCUCACAUUAAAUUUUCACCAGUUCCCCGAUUGUCCAAACAAAUGAAGCUUCGCAACCUAAAUUAUCCUGCCUUAUGGCCUACAUACCUUCAUUUUAUUCUACUCUUUACCAUAACCCUACUAUGCUUGCAUCCUGCCACUUCUUCUAUCACUCCAACAAAUGAGACGGAUCGUUUGGCUUUGCUCAAAUUUAAAGAAUCCAUUGCUGAUGACCCACAAGAAAUCUUGAGCUCAUGGAAUGAUUCUAUCCAGUUCUGUAACUGGCAUGGAGUUACAUGCGGUCGCCGCCAUCAAAGAGUUACGGUCUUGGUAUUAGAAGGCCAUAAAUUGUAUGGAACUAUUUCACCUGCAAUUGGAAACCUUACCUUUCUUAGGGCCAUCAACCUCCGAAACAACAGCUUUUAUGGUGAAAUUCCAAAGGAAGUUGGUAAUUUGUUCCGACUGCGACAUCUCGUUCUUUCAAAUAACACGUUGGGAGGAGAAAUUCCAGCCACCUUGGCCAAUUGCACCGAACUCAGGGGGAUGAACAUAGGAAAGAACAAACUUAUUGGGACAAUCCCCAUGGAGCUUGGCUCUUUGACCAAGCUUAAUGUCCUUGGGAUUGCCAUAAACAAUUUGACAGGAGGAAUCCCACCUUCCUUGGGAAAUCUUUCGUCACUUGAGUAUGUUACGGUAGGCUAUAAUAAUUUGGAGGGAAAAAUUCCAGACAGCAUUGGCCAUCUGAAAAGCUUAGUAAUUUUCUAUGCUGUAGUCAAUAAACUGAUUGGUAUGAUCCCUUUCUCUCUCUACAAUAUAUCAUCUAUUAGAGGGUUAACAUUUACAGACAACCAACUUAGUGGAACUCUUCCAACCAACAUAGGCCAUACUCUCCCUAAUCUCCAAGAUUUUGCAGUAAAUGGGAAUGUAUUAUUAGGACGAAUCCCUAGUUCUUUAUGCAAUAUGUCUCGGCUUCGAGUACUUACACUGGGACAAAACAACUUUGUGGGAUCUGUUCCAACUAAUCUGGGAAAUCUACUAGAUCUAAGAGUGCUAGAUCUAGAUACGAAUAACCUAGGAAGGGACAUGGACUUCAUAACAUCUCUAAACAAUUGUAGCAAAUUGGAAACGCUAGCAGUUGCAGAAAACAAAUUUGAAGGUAUUUUGCCCAAUUCUGUAGGCAACUUGUCAACAAAAAUCACUGGACUAUAUUUCGGGGCCAAUCAAAUAUCUGGAGCUAUUCCUGCAGCGUUGGAGAAUCUAAUCAACUUAAUUGUCUUGGGCAUGGAGAAUAAUCAUUUCACAGGCACAAUACCAACUAAUUUUGGUAAGUUUCAGAAGAUGCAAGGAAUUUCUUUAUCAAGAAACAAAUUGUCUGGGAAAAUCCCAAGCUCCAUUGGCAAUCUCACUCGAUUGGCUGUACUGCUUUUGUAUCAGAACAAUUUAGAAGGAAGCAUACCUGCAAGCAUUGGUAGCUGUCAAAGUUUGCAAAAGUUGGAUCUCGCAAAAAAUUACUUGAGUGGAGUCAUACCCCGACAGGUUUUUGACCUUUCUUCCUUAUCACUAUUUCUCAAUUUAUCGCACAACUCAUUAAGUGGUGAAUUACCUAUUGAAGUAGGCAAUUUGAAAAAUGUUAAUUCUCUCGAUGUCUCAGAAAAUAAUCUGUCUAGUGAAAUUCCUAUGACAAUUGGAAUUUGCAUAAACUUAGAGUACCUAUACCUGCAAGGCAAUUCCUUUAAGGGGAUCAUGCCUUCAUCCAUGGCUUCCUUGAAAGGUCUUCAACAUUUAGAUGUUUCACGAAACAAUCUAUCAGGGUUGAUCCCAAAGGGCCUAGAGAAACUUUUAUAUUUAAAAAAUUUGAACAUUUCGUUCAAUGAUAUUGAGGGUGAGCUACCAACGGAAGGUGUUUUCAGAAAUGUAAAUACAAUAUCAAUAAUUGGAAACAAUAAGCUUUGUGGAGGUAUUCCACAACUGCAACUACCAACCUGCCACAAAGUUAUAAAAUCAAGAAAGUCCCUUACUUCUAGAUUAACACUCACAAUUGCGUGUGUGGUUACAUGUAUUUUUCUGGUUUCAUCCUUUCUUGUUAUUUGUUGGAGAAAAAAAUCAAAAAAGAAACCAUCUGUUUUAGUCUCAAAGAUGGAUCUCCUUCCAUCAAUUUCAUACAAAAUGCUUCAUCAAGCCACCGGUGGGUUUUCUCUCAACAAUUUGAUUGGGACUGGUGGUUUUGGAUCAGUUUAUAAAGGAGUUCUUGAUCAAGAAAGAAGAUUAGUUGCUGUAAAGGUCCUUAACCUUCAAACAAAAGGCGCUGUCAAGAGUUUUAUGGCGGAAUGCAAUGUGUUAAGAAAUGUUCGGCACAGAAAUCUUGUCAAAAUCUUAACAUGUUGCUCCAGUAUAAAUUAUAAUGGUGAUGAAUUCAAAGCUCUAGUAUUUGAAUACAUGACAAAUGGGAGUUUAGAUAUGUGGCUAUAUCCGUUGACAGAUAGCGAAAAUCAAUCAAAAAAAUUGAGCUUUCUUCAAAGACUAAUUAUUGCAAUUGAUGUGGCUUUUGCAUUAAAUUAUCUUCACAAUCAUUGUGAGAAACAAAUCAUUCAUUGUGAUUUGAAGCCAAGUAAUAUUCUUCUUGAUAAUGAGAUGAUGGCUCAUGUAAGCGAUUUUGGUUUAGCAAGGCUCCUUACAACUACCAAUGAUUCUUCCCAGAAGUGUACUAGCACAAUUGGGUUUAAAGGAUCUAUCGGCUAUACUGCUCCAGAGUAUGGUAUGGGCAGUGAGGCGUCAACUAAGGGAGAUGUAUAUAGCUUUGGAGUCAUUGUAUUGGAAAUGUUCACAGGCAGGAGGCCUAUCGAUGAUAUGUUUAAAGAUGGUCUCAAUCUUCAUAACUUUGUUAAGAUGGCAUUACCAAAAAGACUUGUUCAAGUUAUCGACCCAAUGUUUUUGCCAAGAGAAGCUAUAGAAAUGGGAGCAGCAACUGCAACUGUGAUGGCAAUAGAAGAAAAGGAUGACAAUGACAAUGACAAUGAAAUUGAAGUAGAAGAAGCUAAUAACAUUGAGGAUUCUAUGCAAAUUGAUGCUGACAUGCAAAAGUGCUUGCUCUCAAUCCUUAACAUUGGAAUCUUAUGUUCAUUAGAAUCUCCAAAAGAGAGAAUGAGCAUGGAGGAAGUCAUUAAGGAACUACAAUUGAUAAAAAAUACUUUUGUUGGUUUGGGGAUCCGCAAAGGCAGGCCAAGUAGAUCUCAAGUCAGAGGAGCAUGAAAAUACUAAAAGAGAUUAAAUCUCUUUAAUAAUGCCUGGAUUAAUCAUGGGAUUUGGCAUUUCCACCUGAUGUGUUAUAAUCUCAUGCUAAUUUAAUAUUACUUGUUGAAAUGAAUCAAGGGAUGAUUUUCUUUCUCUUCUAGUGUAGGAGUCAGUAAUUUUCUUGGUUCUAUGCUUGGUUCUACUUCUGUUUCUUGGUUCUAUGCUUGGUUCUACUUCUGGUCAAGAGUCAUCUACAUGUACUAUGCUUGGUUCUACUAUUGUAAUGUGUGUUUAUGUGUAUGCCUAAUAAUCAAUGCAAUUCCUACAACUUUAUGGGAAGGAAAUGUAUCAAAGAUGUAAUGUUAGUUUAGAACUGUUGAUGUUUUUAUGCAGCAUUAUUCUGGUGUUGCAGCAUUAUUCUGGUGUUCAAAUAAAAGUGGAUAUUAUGUUUAAUUCCAUUCGAACUUAAAGCUUUAAAUACAAACAAUUUUUUUUAAGGUAGAUAGUAGGGGAGGAGGGGGUGCAGUUCGAAUUAUAGAUAUGGAACAUCACAAAUUGAGAGUAGCUUCCAAAAAAAAUUCAAAAAAAUCAAUUCAACUUAUGAUAUAAUUUAAUUCAACUUGUGGUCAUAAUUGAAUGCAACCAUUAUUCAUCUUUUAUAAAUUCUAUGACAAAACCUCUCAUUACAACCUAGAUCUACUUCAUAUUAUUAGACUCAAAAGCCAUUAUUGAAUGUAACCUAUCUUCCUGAAAUAGGAAUAGAUAAAAUCAAAGAUUCAUAAAACAGUAACUCACACGAAAUUUGAAAUACAAAAUAGUGUUAUAUUAAAAACAGAAUAUCCAUAAAGAUUCAUACAGCAAAGUUUACAACAAGUGCAAGGAAAUCAUAUGCAAACACAAACAAAUAAACCAAGUAUCUAAUGCCCUGAAUAAUUCAAUAAGCUCAAUCUGCAGAUCAUACAUUAACAUUCACAGUUUCUGCAUUCGCUUGUGAACAAAAUCAAAGAUUUAUCUAGAAUAUGACAUGUAGUCACAUAUACAAAACACGGUAAAUAAUUAUUGUUAAAAAUAUAUAUAUCAAUCAUAUGCCUAUGGUCUAUUUUCUGAUUAGUUUUGGAAAAUCUAACUGAAGUCUAAGAAACAGGUAUAAUGCACCAGAAAACAGCCCAAACAGAGUAACGUAAUUGUAAAUGAAGAAGGCAUAUUAGUGUUUAACCCAUAAAAGACUCUAGAUUGUAAAUCAUAGGUGGUUGCAUAUGACUAGGUUUGUAAGUUUUUCUUCUGCCACCAUUGUCAUAGAACAUAUAUAUUGUUUAUAUAUAAGUAUAGGAAUUGCAUAUAAUAGGAA
This is a messenger RNA of Quercus lobata, 4633 nucleotides long. RefSeq names its product putative receptor-like protein kinase At3g47110. The record is from RefSeq and is a predicted model, not a curated record. Bases 118 to 3303 code for a protein of 1061 amino acids. Gene Ontology annotation, biological process: protein phosphorylation. Gene Ontology annotation, molecular function: protein kinase activity; protein binding; ATP binding. NCBI's taxonomy places the organism in Eukaryota, Viridiplantae, Streptophyta, Magnoliopsida, Fagales, Fagaceae. The transcript is spliced from 3 exons.